AUGAGAUGCAGAUGUCGUCGUGUUUGUUCUCUCUGGUCCGUCCUUACCUUGCUCUCCACUAGUUUUCUGGUUUGGUGGACGGUUGUGGUCGACGAGAAAGACGACGGAAAAAACGUGGCGUUCGUGCGUGUAUUUAUCCACAGAAGUAGCGACGAGUCCAUAUCGACCGGCGGGCGAUCGGAUGGGCGAGGAGGGGAAGAGGCUGAAAGUGUCGACGAGGAGCGUGACAUCACGCAGCAGCAGGAGCGCUUCGUGCUGCUCCGCAAGUUCCACCAAUCCAGCUCUUUUUUCGGCGGUCACAGCCACAAAGCGUUAUCCGACGCAGUGGACGACAACAAUGCCGAGGCAACCACCGCUGGCGCGAUGGUGUUCGCGGAAAAUGGUGACGCAGCAGCUGAAAAAUAUUCUGUUGAGGAAACAGAACCAGGGUUGUCAUCGGGUUCAAGCUCACCAAGAGCUGACGAGGUGGACGCAGGCCAUGAUCAAAUACACUACGAUAAAAAUAUGCUGGACCCCGCCGCGGCGCUUGUUUCUGACGAAAGCCAUCGUGUGCGUACCGCACAGUCAACUUUUCGAUCUGCGAAGUACCAGGAGCCAUUCUUCUACACCACAAGUAAGAAACAACCCUAUCAGCAGAAGAUGCCCAUAGAAGUGCCGGCAUCAGACGACCGCGGCUCAACGACGUCUGCGGGCGACAGCAGGGCAAGCGACGGAAAUGAUGGGAAUAAAGAGAGGAAAGCGGGCUCUUCAAACUUGAACUCAAGGACUUUCUACGUCAAGGGCUCGAACACUGUCAAGAAAACACUGCGUGUACGCCGGAUCAAAGUUUUCGAGGACGAGGUUGGAGAAGCAGGACAGGAGGACACGACAGGUAACGUCGCCAGCAAAGCAAAAGCACCGCGAAAGCAACUGCCGCGUCGUGCUUUGUCCCCCCAAAAUCUGUGCCCGCAGGGUGUUGCGAAUUUGGAAAAACAGGCUCGCACACGCACGGUUCCAGCGUCGAACAUUUUUGUGCCGAUACCUCCCGGCGACAAGGCUGAGAAGGAGUUUCGCGAAUCCGUAUUUGCAGAAACGUACAACGAGUCGCUUUUCCCGAGGAGUGCAAGAAACAAGGGAAGCAAAGCGACAGCUUCUGCGACGGUUUCCUCCUCCAUCAGCGAUCGUGUGAAAAAUAAAGCUUCUCCCGGUGCUGGGGUGGUGGACGAGAGCACCAGAGCGACUACUAGACACCACGACCAAGCCUCAACCAGACGUCCACAUGUAGUUGAUAAUCACGACCCGUUAAACCAAAACCAGCCUAGGGUGACACUGUUCGAUCACGCAGCGCAAGAUGCGUCCGUCGCGCUGAUCUCGAAGUUUUUGGAGGAGAAGAAAAUUCUGCAGCGCGGCUCCCCCACACUCCUCUCCGCCUACCUGGAGCUGAACCCUCGGGCCUUUCGGAAGGACGUGUGGGCAGUGGCUUUACUCUAUUUCUGCGGUGGGCUCACGCUUGACGCAAAAAUGUUUCGGCCGCCGUUUACGAACGAAGACGAACGAUUCACGCAGUACAAGAGACCAAGUGUUGAACCCAACGCCGUCGCGUCUGGCGCUUCCGAAAGGUUGAACGACGUCGAAGGCGGCGGGUUCCAGCUGCGGCCUUUGCUUGAAAAUUUCUUCGAGUUCCAGACACUGGGCGAUGUUACUAGGGGAAGAAGUAAACAAGUAGGAGAUGAUCGUGACGAAGAGCAAGAGAUCGGACGGGGCCACCAGGAGCAGGGUCCCAAAACCAAAAAUGGAACAAAAGGCAGGAGCGCCAAAGUACCAAGGCACCAGCGGCAGCCACAAUCUACGAACCCAAGACUGCCUCCAAGAAAUCACUUUUCGCAGCGUCGUCCGGGCGAAGUGGCGAUUUGCUACGAUUUUCCGUGGCACGACCACCGUACGGUGAUGCGUCACAAAACCACGACGUCGACGUCGAAGACCAAAAAUCCUUUGCAGCUGAUCUUCCUGCAGAACGCGAUCUGGGCGACCUACCCGCGCAACCCGGCGCUGCUGUUUAUUUUGCAGCAGCAAAUCUGGAAUAUUUUCCAGCAUUCCUACGGCGAGCAGAUCUCGAGAGAAUUUUUCCGAGCACACAAGCUCCUCGCUUACUCGAGCUUGGUGGAAGACAAGGCAGCGAAUGUUGGUCCGCGACCUCAUCUUGGAGGUGGGCACGGCCGCGCACAACUGCGUGCUUUGUCCAGCAGUAGCACUGGUGAUAUCGGCGGUAAUGGCGUUCUUGAGAAAACCAACUCCAAGAUGGUGAACAGCACAGCCCUAGCUGCUGGAGUUGUUUCCGGCAUCCACCUCGGUAGAAACUUUACGAAAGAACGCGAGGAGCAACAGGCUCGGUGGAAGAAGUUUGAGCAAGCGAAACGGGACGAAGUGUUUGGUUAUUUGUCUAUCACCGGCCCGGGUGCGUUUGCCCAGGGUCUUUUUCGCAGUGCCUGCCUGCGGAAAACCUUCUUGCCCCGGUGCGUCGCGGAGUGGAAUAUUCCAGGGGUCCGGGAGCAGGUGUGUGACGCCGCGGUGAAGAUGCAUAGCAAUGAUCCUGCACGAGGAUCAUCUUCAUCACGGACGGAGGCGGAGCAUCGAACCUCCUUCGCCGCCGGCAGCUCCGCGGGCGAUGACACUAGCCGCGCACCAGAUGAGCGACGUGGUCCGUUCGUCACUGAAGAUGACGUUCUCGAAAAGCGGGAGCUUUGCAAGGCCGUGCAGAAAAAGGAGGUGCUGUGGUACUUUGCGACCUUUGCCAAAGAGUACCAGAAACGCUUCAUGGCCGGGCUGGUCGGCUUGGGCGGAGAGGACGUCGAGGAGAAAUGGAAUGCAUCUUCCUGCGACCACAGCCAACUGAUGCGGGAAUUUUACGCUGCGGAUUUCAAAAAGCAAGAUCAUGCUACGGAUUUCACGAAUCAUCUAGCACUGCCCGGCGGGAGGAGCGGUACAAGAGCAGCAGGACGAGGUGGCACUUCUACUACAAGACAGGGCGCAAGAGGUCAUGUAACGGGAGCAGGAAGAGGAGCUUCGGACGUUAACCCAAACAAGAUCGCCGCGGUCGAGCUCUUGUUGGAUUUUCGCAGCGACAUCUACCUGCACAAAAAAGUGGACUUUGCGAAAAAUCUACUCAUCGCGAGCUCCAUGAGCACGUGGCGUCGACACCACACAGCGUACGACGAAGCAACUCUGCAGACGAGCAAGAAUAAAGGGCGGGAGAAGGGUUUUGAAAAUAAAGACAAAAGCUUUUCUGGUCGUGCAGGAGCCCUUUCAGCGGUGGUGAAGGAUGGUGAACAGGGGGGGAAUAGUGCGCACGCCAACAAAGUUCUUCGGGGAGCUCCAGGUUUAGUCCAAACCAGCGUAUUAAGACCGUCAAGUGCAGUUGCCGCACGUGCUACCACAGCGAGAAAAGCCAGUCUUCGACGGUUUUUCAAGGCGAGAAUGCAGGCAGAUGAAGGCGGGGACGACAAGAAAAAUAGAAAUACCCACAAGAGAAGUAGACCUCCCGACGAACUCCCCGCGGGUGUUUGGCCGCCCGGAGUCUGUAGCACUUGGAACGCUAUCGUGUUUUACGGCGAACUCUACUGCCACGAGGUGGAGCACUGCCCCCAAGCAUGCGGCGAAACAGACGGAACGCUGCAGAAACUCGGAUUACUGCACAAGCUUCCUACGACGAGCGACCGCCCACACUUUCAUCAAAGAAGCAGGGACCAAGAAGCAGGCAGUGGAAGCCGCGAGCAGGAGGUGGAAGAAAUUGAAAAUGGAAAAAAUCCUUCAGCUCGCCUGGAUGUGGCCGAGGCUGGUACUCCGGCAACGACGUUGGGAGAUUCUCAAGGCGCCGAGCCGCCCCUACCGGCCUCGACAAGUGCCACCGGGGACUCGGCUGCUACCGGGUUCAGUAGCAUGACUUCCUGGCUCAGCGAUUGGGCCUUUGGAGGCCAGAAGGAGGAGGAACAAGAUCCGCCAGGUGCUAGUGAAGUAGUGCAAGAAGAACCUCUCGCCCCUUCACCAUCUCGUGGGGUAGAAUCAAGACCAGCAUCUGCAUCAGGAGCUCCUCCUCGGUGA
Amoebophrya sp. A120 is the source of this 4077-nucleotide messenger RNA. NCBI's taxonomy places the organism in Eukaryota, Dinophyceae, Syndiniales, Amoebophryaceae. The record is from the annotation of a GenBank genome assembly.